Ostertagia ostertagi is the source of this 1014-nucleotide messenger RNA. Lineage: Eukaryota; Metazoa; Nematoda; Chromadorea; Rhabditida; Trichostrongylidae. The record is from the annotation of a GenBank genome assembly.
AUGGCAAUUCCAUCACCACGGUAUUAUGCUGAUAAGGGAAUAGGAGGAAGGAUGGCAGCCACCGCUGGUGCUCACUCGUUCCGUCGCCUCACUCUUCAUAACCUGUAUAGUCAAUCUAAUACGCGCAGAAAAUCCAGUACUGCAGUCACACAAACUGUAGCAAGCCCUUCAACCCUCCCCGAGCAACCGUUUUUUCCGCUUCCGCUUUAUUACUACCGGAAGCCACCAUCUCGACCACCAUCGAGACCUCCUAGUGGACCGCCAAGUACACCAAGUCGCCUAUCUCGGCAUAAUACUGCCAGAUCCGAUGUGGGAGUUGGCCGGAUCUUUCAAGUUGUCCAAAAACCCACGCUUCGUCUGCCCUUCAGUGAUCUAGCAUUUGUUUCCACUUUGCCGGAGCACUACCUUCCCGACUUAGUGCGAGGUAAAUCAAAGGUUGAAAAGCAUUUUCAUAUAUUUAUCAAUUCUUAUAACAGAACUGAAAGAGUUCCAUUGGCUAUGAAAGUUGUUUCGUUCGUACAGAACAUCGGUCGCGUUAAAUGGGAUGAGUUCCGGAGAAAUGGCGAUGACGCUCUGGAGGAAGAUGUUUCCACAUUCAUACCAACGUGGAAGAAGGCCCUUAAGUUACUCAAGAUUCUUCUUCCUCAUGUCGGCUUGAAUAUUCUUUUGCUGUCUUACAUUGCCAUGGGAGCCAUAAUGUUCAUUUGGCUUGAAGCGGAUCAUGAACUGCAGAACCGGAAGGAGAAACUUCGAAGAAUAUAUUCUAUGUACGAUAAAAUUAUCAACGAAUCAUCAUCAAUGUGUUCAGGAACCAUGUUUAAUUCCAGUCAGGUAGAUAGUCGCUUGAGACCUCUGUUACGCAUUUUGUCACGUACGCACGAAUAUGAUGAUAAAUUUACGGAGAGUGGGCAAUUAUGGAUUGACACUGAGGCCGAGAUGACAACACGAUGGUCAUUUGCUGCUGCUGUUUUGUAUGCAUUAACUGUGAUAACCUCGACGGGUGGGUCGAGUUUC